UGACUCGUCACCUGAUCUAGUCUUGUAAAACUGAGAAGAUUCGCGGUUUGCUUUGAGGAUCAAGUUUAGGCGAUGGACAGGAUAUCUGCCGACUUGGCGAUCUGAAGAAACCUCCGACAAUGCUGGGAGAAUCUUCUGUUCUCCUGUGGAGAUGAAACGUUGGGUAAAGUAGUUGGCUCAUAGAAACUAAGGGAGCAGAGAUCACAAUCUGAAGGAACGAGCUCGAAGCCUGUUGAUUCAAUCGUUGACGUAGCCAGGAUUUGAUCGACCGGUUCGGAUGCUCUACAGGGUAGAAAGCGGCAAAGCGGAGACCGGUGCAACACCGGAACGAGCUGGCCCAGCCUGGAACUGGCGUUUGACCGAUUGUGGGAUCCACUCGGACAAUGCGGGGGGCACGUCAGUCGCACUGACAAACUAUCCGCUGCCCGCAAUGAUGAGCCUUUUGGGUGCAAGAUAUCUUUCAUGGAGGUGUUUCUUCUUGUGAGGAGCACAGUUCAAGACGCUUGAAACAAUCGGAGUCUAUGGCGCGUUUGCAGAUCUAAAAAGAGGCGCAAAAUGAAGUCAAGGAUCCUUGCCUCCUUGACGACCACUCUUGACCCACUGGAUGGAAUCUGCUCUGGAAAUAACUCAGAUCCGAUCAAGGUGCAUAUCUUUGUGACCGCCACAGCCCAGAUCCAUUUUAACCCGGAGGGUCCGCGACAGCCCAGGUCCAUUUUAAGACGAGAUUUGUGAUCGGAUGAUACCGAAUCAAUGCUUCUUUCUCUUCCCUCCUCGUGCACUCCCGCUCAAUCGCAAAAUGACCCUCCCCUCCGCGUCACCGCCGGCCCGCCUACCAGCUAAAGAUAGUCUCUGUGCCCCUGGGCAUUUGUGCGAGAUGCGGGCACGGUGCCUGUUGACUCCAUUAGCCUGACAACAUCGUCAGCAGGACCUAGAUGUCGACACGGUACAAAAGGUCGGCAGACUGAGCAGGACGAGCAUCGACUCAACAACUCAAUCCUUCUUCUCUCAAUACCAGCAAUGCCUUCCUUCUCCAGUCUCCUCAGCUUUGUCGUGCUCGCCGCGAUUGUCUCGGCCGCUCCUUCGCAGACCGACACCGCCAAGCGCGCCACCUGCACGGUGAACAGCGUCGCCAGCGCGUCGAAUCUGUCGAGCUGCACGGACGUUGUGAUCGAGGCGUUCACUGUGCCCGCCGGCAAGACGAUCACGAUCGCGGCAGCCAGUGGUGCGACCGUCACCAUGAACGGCGACAUCACGUUCGCAAAGACCACCGUGAGCGGGCCGCUCAUCACGUUCAAAACGCAGAACAUCAACUUCAACGGCGGGAACCACCGCAUCGACGGCAACGGCGCUCUGUACUGGGAUGGACAAGGCACGAACGGAGGAUCGUUCAAGCCCCAUCCUUUCGUCAAAUUCCAAGGCGACGGCACGUUCUCCUCGGUCACCGUUCUGAACUCGCCAGCCCAGGCGGUCUCGGUCGGCACCACGGGCAAGUCGACGAUCCAGCAAGUCACGAUCGACAACUCUGCCGGCAACGCCAAGGGCCACAACACCGACGGAUUCGACAUCAGCGCGUCGGACGUGACGAUCACCAACAGCAAGGUGAUGAACCAGGACGACUGCGUCGCCGUCAACUCGGGCGACAGCGUGACGAUCGAGAGCACGACCUGCACGGGUGGCCACGGGAUCUCGAUUGGCUCGAUCGCGUCGGGCAAGUCGGUGACGAACUUCCGUGCGACGGGGAACACGGUCAGCAACAGCAAGUACGGGCUGCGGAUCAAGGUCGACGCGAACGCGUCUGGUGCGAAGGUGUCUGGUGUGACGUACUCUGGCAACACUCUGUCCGGCAUCAGCGACUACGGGAUCCUGAUCUCGCAGAGCUACCCGACCGAGGACGGCACCACUGUCGGCACCGGCGGUCCCAUCUCGAACGUUGCGUUCAACGGCGCGAAGACGACUCUUGCCGUCGACUCUGGGGCAUACUCCGUGGUUGUGAACUGCGGUGCGUGCUCUGGCACGUGGGACUGGUCCGGGCUCGACGUGACCUCCGCUGGCAAAGGCCACAAGCUGUCCGUGAACCAGGCAAAGAUCUCGGGUGGUACCUACUAGUUCACUUCUCAGUCUUAGAAACCUGUUUCUGCUCUCAUCACCUCUCCGUAGACUAAUGUCCCAUGCUACUAUUCGUAUCUUCAUCCCUUAGACUCUUUGAAACAUUGCAGGAAUGCACAUCUAUACUUAACAGUCCCUCACCGGUGAAGGUGUGAUUCCUGGAGGCCGACGGCUCAGAAUUCGCCGGACAGUAAUGCUUGCACUCCGAGAGCAUCGAUGAUUAACAGGUCAAAAGUAGCUGCGAUAUUCAAGAAUCCGUGGGUGAUAAUGUCCGUCCGUCCGCUAGAGAAAAAAGAGAGUGCAGCCGGUGGCCCAGUGUUUCUUCCUCCCUGUCACCUCCGACCUCGCCGCCUCUGUCCGGGCUCGUGCGCAACAGGCACACAAAGGGUCGUCCCCGGCAUGAGGUGCUCGCACUCGACAUCCGUGUUGAUUUUCCGCAGAUCCUCCAGCGAGCACGAGUGCGUCUUGGCGAUCUGCCAGCACGUAUCGCCCGGCUCGACGAGGUAUGGCGUUGCGGCCCUGCCGUAUUGCACGCACGGGCUCAAGGGGGGUUCCAGCCCCGGAGAGAGGAUGAGGCGCCACACGAGGAGCAGCACGACGCCGAUGAUGAGGAAGAACGGGAAGAGGGUGCGGUAGGGGAAUGCGGUGCUACUGGCGAACGCGUGCUCGCCGUU
This is a messenger RNA of Mycena citricolor, 2780 nucleotides long. NCBI's taxonomy places the organism in Eukaryota, Fungi, Basidiomycota, Agaricomycetes, Agaricales, Mycenaceae. The record is from the annotation of a GenBank genome assembly.